ACAGAGAAACAGUUUCAUCAUCUGAUCUGAAGUGAAGUUAUAACAGAAACAUUUGAAUCGGUGAAGAUGAAUCGAGUAAAUCAAGAGUGCGUGGAAACGCUGCGAUAUCUCAGUAAAGAGGAGGCGGUAUCCAUGGAGACAGAGUUGCUAAGGGAUUAUCGCUUUGGACGGGAACAGUUGGCAGAGUUAUUGGGGCACGCGUGUGCAGUUGCCAUCACUAAGAUUUUCCCGCUGUCCUCACUGGAGAAACGUCAGCCAACCUUGCUCGUGCUCUGUGGACCGGGUCAGAACGGCUGCGUUGGGCUGGUGUGCGCGCGAUAUUUGCGCGUAUUUGAAUACAAUCCGACUGUGUUUUGCCAUGAACGCUCAAGGGAAGGUUUACAUCAGGACCUCACAGUCCAGUGUGAAAAGAUGGACCUUCCCUUCCUGUCCUACCUGCCCACCGAGGUCCAACUGGUUAAUGACGCCUAUAAUCUGGUUGUGGACGCGGUUUUGGGUCCAGAAACUGAACCAGAGACGGAGGCGCUCACGAGCGCUCUGCAGGCGAUGCGAGGGGUCAAAAUCCCUAUCGUCAGCCUCGACAUUCCCUCAGGUUGGGAAUCUGAUGACAGCAACACAGACCAAAUCAAUCCAGCUCUUCUCAUUUCUCUGAUCACACCAAAGAGAUGCGCUCAGAGUUUCUCUGGACCUCACUUCCUGGCUGGACGCUUUCUGCCCUACGACAUCCAGAAGAAAUACCAGCUAAAUUUGCCCAAGUUUGCUGGGACAGAUUGCGUUGUUGAAUUGUGAUCGGUGCAACUGAUUUC
Molecule: messenger RNA, 806 nt
Organism: Paramisgurnus dabryanus
Lineage: Eukaryota; Metazoa; Chordata; Actinopteri; Cypriniformes; Cobitidae
Product: yjeF N-terminal domain-containing 3-like
Cellular component (GO): mitochondrion
Molecular function (GO): NAD(P)HX epimerase activity
Source: RefSeq, a predicted model, not a curated record